AGCGUGGACGUCCGCCGAAGCAGAGGUUCCGCUCCCGAGUACCCUGUUCGUGGGAUUCCGACGUACGGCCUUUUCGCGCCCGAGUCGAGUGGACGAACGAGCCCGGGACGUUUCGCGCCACGCUCGCACGCGAGUGCUUACGAGAGCGAUCUCGAUCCGAAUCUCCGCCCCCGCCCCCGCCCCGCGUGUGAGAAACGCCUACGUCUCGCGCGUUUCGACGCGACUUCAGAGAGCGACACAGAUCGGAAUUGCCUUGCCGCCCUCCCCCCCCCCCGCCCCGCCCCGCUCGAAGAAGAACCACGCGCGACACUUACCGAUUACCGAAGAGCGGGAGAGCCGACGAUCGCGCGACUCGAACUCGGAACGUCGACGGAUGCGGAGCGACGGAAGCGCACGAAUGCCGGGAACAGUGGCAUGCUUUCCGUCGGCGGGAUCGUGAGGACUAAAGUGCCCGCAGUCGACGAGUGUAACGACGUGAUCGCGAGUAUGUGGUGGUGAAUCGCGAGUCGAUCGUGCGCGCCCCGGUACUCUCUCUCUCUCUCCGACAUUGUCGCGCGAAGUCGUGGAAUGUAAAUACGCGCGCCCGCGCGACCCGCCGCGCCGCGCCGCUGAAUGUUGUCCGGAUUAUCGGCGAUUAUAUCGGGAUACCGUUGACGCGGUGGUGAAUCUCGGCGCGAGUGAAACUCACGGCGAAUCUGACUUUGCUCGCGCGUCUCACGUAGCGCACGGUCGUUCGCGCACGGUCGUUCGCGCACGCACGCAGUCGCAGCCUUUGGGAUUCCUGCGAUCGAGAGAUAUCGGGAGAAUUGCACAGCUCCAGUUGUAAGAAGAUAGCAUCAUAUUUAUCUGAAUUUACGCUCGAUCUUCCCGGCACUCGAUUGAUCGGUUUGGCGCCCGAUUCCCUCACGGAGACAGUUUACUGUCCGGCGCUGCCACCGCCAAACAUGCGAGAUCUUCGAAUCAAUUAUCGUGGAGAAGCCUACUCGAGACUUUAGAGGACUCGACAGAAAUCUGGACAAAAUGUCGAUGACUGGGAGCUUGAUGGGAUACGAGAACAAUAACGAUGUGAACCAGGCCAAGUGUAAGAAGCCGCUGAAGCCGCUGCCAGUAGUGUCGAGCAUAAGCUCGAGUGGCGUAACAACGAGCACGAGUCAGUCGAGGCAGAGAUCACGAAGAUCGACCAGGAGAGAGUCGUGCAUACGCAGUCAUGUGAACAGCCUCUGGUCCGUCUGGUACGGCAUCCUGGCUGUUGCUUUUCAGGCGUACAUAGCGAUGAGAUACGCCAGACGAUUCUCCGCUUAUAUUGCACUACCAUGGCCAGGGGAAACGCCACCACCGAAAAUCGAGUUGUACGCCUGUGUGGUGCUGGCCGGCGCCGGUAUCAUCCUACUUCCGGUGUUGCUUGGCGCGGCAAUCUUCAAGUUUGGCAAUCUCGCGAACGAUGGCAUAAAGCUCGGUCGACAUUUGAGCGCCUGCUCGCGUGAUCCGCCGUCUUCGUUCCUCACUAGUAAUCCCGAUACGAGUCUGGCAAAUAAUUUAUGGAGACACGGCGGCCCUACAGCGGCCUUCGUGCACCUCUGCACGGCCAUGUGCUUCCUCCUGCCCUCCCUGCUCAUGGAAGCGAGGCUAAUAUACGCUGGAUUUCUGCCAAAAGAUGCAAUAUGGAGGACCGAUCUGGACUGGAUGGUGAUACAUCGCGAUCGGCUGGUUCUACUAAGCUUCAUGAACCCGAUUGGCAACCUGAGCACCUUGACCGGUCCGAUAACUCCUCAGCCCUACGUAACCCAGAUCCCGGAAGAAGGCGUGAACGAGAACCUGGACGAAUUCACUACUUCAACGCCCAGUUUGACGAAUGCGGCGCUUCCCAACAUUGUCGAGACUCGUAUUGGCGAGGCAACCACUAUGUUCUCGGCCGUUCUUCACCCGGUCGCCACGGGUCCGCCGUUGGUCCGAACUACUACUUCCAACCCCGGUGCAAAUCCUACUUCCGGUAGGACCGCAUCGACGACCACGAGUACCAGCACCGAAGCACCGACUCCAACCGCGAACUCGAGAACAACGAUGCCGCCAAGGAACAGCACCGCAAGACGCCCGACCUUAAGAAGCGUCGUCAGAAGCGGCGGUUCAAAGGGCAGGUCAAAGGCGAAGAAUCUCACGCGGUUAUCCACCACGGCAAGGCCCUCGCGAGCCGCCGCUGGAAACAUGACGGCGCAGAGCAUGUCGUUGAUGAUGAACAGCCUGGCGGAUCUCGAUCAUCCCGAGAACCUGAACCUGGAGCUUCAGACUUCAGCCGAAUCAUACGGCCCGAUUACUUUGGAAUAUCUGAAUUACAUCGCCGCGCUCGGCGUCUACUCGGUAAGGUAUCCCGCCGUCUUCUGGUCGUGCAACAAAGCAUUGGGUACAAUUUUCAGUCUGCAGCUGGUCGUAAAUUCAGCGCAGAGUCUGCUGGCUUACGCCGGAAUGUCCGUCCUUUACAAGGUUCAGGUGGUAGGUGCCUUGAAGGUCCUGCCGCUGCUUCGGCAUCGCACCGUAGCGACCACCAGUACAAUCUCGACAAUAUUCGGAGACUCUUACUUUCUGCUGGAUCCCCCGGUAACUCUGGUGCUCUUCGCCCUCUCGUCCUUCCUCGUGCUCUGUUCCAGCAUGGUCAUGUACUUCUACGCUCACGGCAGGUUUAUAGCGUUCCUGAACCAGGAACGUGAGCGUCGUAUAAUUCUCUCGAGGGAGAGCCGCGAGGGCAACGGCUGGGUCUAUCUGCCGCAUUGCGCCGCGCUGGUCGUGUUCCUGGCGAUCGCGAUCUGCAGCGCACCCCUGCUCUACGACUACAUCGUGGUAUACCGCGGCAGCCUGGACGGCGCCAUCCUCGCCUGCAUCAUCGGCACGAUAUUCCACCUGUUCCUCUGGCUGCUACUCUGGAUAUUCCUCACCAUCAAGCAACACUGGACGUUCAAGCUGCGGGUUUCUAUCGGCCGCACCACUUUGAGAUCCGCCAGGUCGGUCAAGCUCGUGACCGACGUUGACCUGCUUUCCGCCCGGGACGACGACGACGGCACUAGCGCACCGUUGCUCGUUGUUGGUAACGGCAGAACUUACACCAUCGCCGACACCUCGCCGAAGCGGGCCAUCAUGAGUGUUAUACAGAAGGCUGCGAUGGAGAGGAAGGCGCGAUCGCAAGGCGGAAACGUCGACGGGGUCGACUGCGAUUCGACGGCCGACGGUGACGAGCAGAUCUACUGGCUUAGACCAAAGUUACGUCCCUCACCCGCGCAAUCCCCGAGCGACACCAGCGGCGCACCGACGUCCGACAAGGGUUGGCUGAACAAGAAGCUCAAGCAUAAGGUCACCUUUAACGACCUGCCUAGUACGUCAGGCUCGCGUAAUAAGGGAAAAACCAGACGAGGCGUCGCUGACGGCGGGCCUGAUGAUGACGGAGAUUACGCCACGCUACGCGAAUUACCGCUAAUCACCUCGCUGGACCCAGCCGAUGAUUCUACCUCUGAGGAGAACAAGUUGCUCGAGUGCGUGAACGACGAUCAAGUGACUUACUACGCGAGUGCGAGUCGCGACCUGCAACCGUCGGAGGGUGAUCCUUCGCCACUUCUGACUCCCGAUCCUCUACCCGAUCCUGCGGAAGAACCGCUUCCGCUGCCACCUCCGACUCCAACCAUCGCACCAACCACCGAUAUUGUCACGGCGCCACUAACUACAAACGCCCAGAUGAACGGUGGGCAAACGCCGCGAUGCCUGCGUCGCGCCGACUCGGGAAUGCCCCACGACGAACUGACGCCACGCUCCGACUCCUCGAACUCGCCGCCCUUGGACGCGGUGGGCGGCGGUGGCGGAGGCGCCGGUUCCGUCACCGGGCACAGCAACACCAGCAGCAACAGCGAGUCGUCGAGCGGCGUGCACAGCAACGCGAGCAACGCCAGCAACGCCAGCCACAGCAGCUCGCAGCGGCGCGCGACCAGCGUGGACGACCUGACGGGAGAACCGCGCGAGGAACCGCGCGAGCAGUGGCGCAGCUGCUCGCUACAGCGGGGCACGCAGCCGCCCACGGCGAACACGACGUUCUCGCCGCCCAGCAGUCGUCCUGGUACCAGCCAGUCGUUCUCGUCGCCGCAGUACGUGAACCACGUGCCACCGUUCAGCAACGUCGCCACCAGCGAGAUCGGCGCCGGCUGCCCGGCGGUCAUCCUGGAGAACCCGAACGAGGCGACGGUCGUAAUCCGGCGCAAGCUGUCGCGGGCGAAGCUCACGGAUCCGCUGAACCCUGAGGAGCCGUUCGGCCGUUCCACCAACAUGAGAAUGACCUCGUUCACGGAAAGCAGCGACAUCCGCAUCCAGUCGUCCUCGGCGACCCUGCCGCACUAUCCCACGCAGCCGAUCGUCACGUACCCGCACUGUUCCACGAUGCCGCUGCCCCACGCGUCGCACGGCGUGGCGGGGGCGAACAUGAGCGGCGGUGGCGGCGGUUCCGCCGGCAGCUGCGGCUCCGUGCCACGGCACACGUUCGUGCCUGCGCAGGUACACGGUGCCAUGCCGGCGCACACGACCCUGCCGUCGCAUCACAACGGCGUCAGGCUGCUGCACGGUGCCGUUGCCCCGGGCGGUCCCAACAAUCCGUUCGUCAAGAGGUUCCCGCCGGUGCAGCUGCACACCCAGCCGUGGGCUCUGCCGGGCCACCACACCUUCCCUCAGAUGCCGCAGGCUAACAACAAGCUCACCGCCACCGCACAGAUCAGACAGAGCGAUCGGGACUCGGCGAACUUCUCCAUGGCCAGCAGCGGGGACUCGGACACGUGUCUGCCGCACUAAAGCGCGCGUCGUCGAAGAUCGUUCGUUGAGAACGGAGCGAUUAGGAAGUGCGAGUCACCGGCCCCGAUGAACUCGAGAUUAGGUGAUCGGAGAUUAGGCUCGGUAUUUUCGUAAUGACGCGCUUCGCCGUGAAGCGAUGACGGCGAGGAUCGCGGUUUCCGGGCGACAGCUCACGAUCAAUCGCGAUCCUCCCCCAACGAGCUCACUCGAAAGGGCGAGAGUGAUAGUUAGCAGGCAGAGAAGAAGCGUUUUGCGCGAACUCGAGACGAGCUACGAAUAUCUCGCUUCGAAAUCGACGUUAGGAAUCACGCAAAAAGUCGUAACACGCCCUUAACGCGCUGCAUUACCAGGUUACAGAUCAUUGUGAGGAAAGGCUCUCACUCGAUUAAGUAUUUUGUACUUGUCUCGCGCUCACAUACGUCGGAAUUUUACAAGCGAACGAAUCAAGAUUGAAAACGGACAUAUCACACUACUUCUGCCAUUUGUUAGCGUAUAAAAUAUGGCAUUCCCUGACUACCUCUAUUUUCUUACAAACCACUUUUACCAUCUGACCCAGCUCCAACUACGGCGGUCAGACUUUACCUAAUUAUUUAUACAUAUAAGUAUGUCUACGACAUUAUCCUAGAAGUUAUUCCACAUGUUACGUAGAUACGUGAAAAUUCCAUUCAGUUGAAUAGGUAUCGAGGCGUCGUGUAGAACGCGAAUACGCGAGCAAAAUGAGAGAAGCAUAAGUAAACGUGAUGUUUCAUCUUGUGAAGAUAAGAUUAAUAACUAUAACUAUAAAAAGGCACCAAUUCUCCCCGUUACAUAUCCCAUACGUUGUGAUUCCGACUUAAUCUCUAAUCUCGCAGCAAUAAAAUAAAAUAUCUUGCAGCCAGUAGUGAUAAAUAAACAAUAGGGGUUUACUGAUUCGAGAGAUCUUCGUCCUGGUUAAUGCGAGGUACUUUUAGGCAACAGGCAGUCACGCAAAAUAAUAUGUAAUACGCGUAUGUAAAGCAGUUUAAAGGGGAGUGUGUUUAACGAUCAGAUUACGCGAUCAGCGAUAAGUAUAACGGAUAAUGAUGGAUCGCUGCUCGAGUUUGCGCAAACAUCUUUCGGUACGUGUCGAUGCGCGUGCUUAUAGUUAAAAUCAUCAUUUCCACUUGAUCAUCUUACGAGGAUGCAGGAGUGUUCGAAGGGAACCAGCGCUUUGCCGCAUAUUAAUCCGCCGGGAACUGAUCGUUGGCAGGCAAGAGUGAGAAUAACGUAGUUAUCCCAUUUUAGGUAUGGAAAAACGUUACGUGUUGUCCUAAAUAAAAGAAAUUUGUGUAUAGACUGAAUUAAGGAUAGCUGAUUAAGGGAAAACCGUGGAAAACCUCGGACCGCUCCUCUUCAUAUAAGCAUACACGCUUUUGUAUUAAUAAUUAAGAUCUUUUUUCUACCGAUAACGCUGUAAAUUUUGUUAAAACGUAAUUUGUAUAUUGCUAAUAUCGUUUGUUCAUACUGCGGCUCGAACGAGCCACCUGUACUGCUGCGAUAUAACGCGAGAAGGAGAAAAGCAUUCUCAUUUCGAGUGCGAUGUUUUUCAAUUAUGCGCAAUACGUUUUCCUUUUUUUUAUAUUCGCUUUUGGUCUUUCUUGCUCCUUUCUCAUAUAUACAUCGAGUUCGUCAUCGAGAUAAAUGUUCAUUUGUCCGAUUAUUGUAUUAAAAUAUUGUACGUUUAAAUAUUAUGGGAAUUACGUACGAGAUGACGCGCGAGCGAUUUUUUUAUAUGAAUUACUGUAAAAAUACAGCGCAGAGAUUGCAGUCGCACGAGUCUCGGCCUUGAUUAGAUUCUUUUUUCACGCGGUAUAUAUUGUAAAAAUUUACCGUUACGUUAAAUCUUGUUAUGGCCUGACAACGGGACACCGCAAUCUUCCGCCUUGUGGUAACCGUGUCGUACGAUUUGCAAUAUUAAUAACUGCCAUCGAGAUUAAUCAGCGCACGAUCAGCGUAGUUCGUAGAACGGAGCAGUUCUAUGGCACCCAGGCAUUACUCGUAGCAUUUUACUCUUACACACUGUGAGUAUGUAAGAGAGCUGAAGAUCAUUUAUCACGAGAAUAAUGUGUGCUAUUUAGUUAUUUAUUUCUGAGAAUGCUCGGCAUCUUCAUAGGCUCGAUAUUCUACUCUUCGUUAAGGGAACUCGCGCGCAACAAAGUUCGCGCGCACGUGCAAAAUUUCGUACGCCUCAUUUUAUUGUUUCCUUAUUUUCGUCGUUCUCUCUUUUUUACCUGAUUUUCCUAUUUGUUGAUGUUAUUUAAGACGAACAACGAGUAUUUAUUUCAUGCCUGCGAAUAUAUAUAAAUAUACGCUCAAGAAUUGUUGAAUCGCGCCACGAGCAGAGGACAAUGACAAGGCGCAGUCACGUCGUAGGCGGUUUGGGGAACGAUUACUGCCACUAAUCGCAAGGAUCCUACAGAUCUCUAUUAUAUUUACUGAUUUCUCGUCAACUGCCAUGUUAUUUCGUCCUUUCGUGAACAUAAGUAAUCGCCGUAAUCGUUUUGUAUUCGAGUCUAGCAUUUGCUUGUGCGUAUGCUGCUGGUACGCGCGUAAGGAGCAUACGCCGGUCCGCUAAGUUGCGUUCUUUCGCGACUAUAUCACGGUAUUGUGAGACGCGCGACGGCGAAGACUGGCCUCGCAACGAUAUGUGCAUCAUCUCCUCAGAGUCUCUCUCGCAAUCUAACGUGUAAUAAAUGCUGGCGCCGCGACGCGCGUUCUCCGCUUCUCAGAGAAUUCUUUCCACAAUAUCGCCGAUUAAAAUCGAUCGUCUACCCAAUUUGUAAACGCCGAUUUCAAAUCUUGCAUCGCGAUAAUUGAUAAUUAUUCGUGACUGCAUAACGGCAGCAGAUCGCGUACAAGCCAGCGCAUCGACUUUCCGGUAGAUUGCGAUAGACUAAGCAGCACUGAGAGACGGAGUUCUAAUAACGCGUAAGCCGAAUUCUCCAGCGAAGUUACGAAGUUACUUCAAUCGAAAAUCGAAAUAAAAGUGAAAACUCGUUCAGUAUGUAAUUCGCAUGAACGAUUAAGAGUUAUUAUACUCACAAUGUAUCCCCGCUGGUUUGCAAGUUUGCUCGCACAUGAGAUCUACGUCAAUUUACAGAACUUUAUGAGCUCCGAGAGAGCGUUGUUGCCAUGAUUGCGCAUUAAAUAUGUUGUAGUGCAUUAUCAGCUUUGUAUAAAAAAAAAAGAAAACUGUACGUACCGUUUCUCCGGGCGAACUUGCGAGACGUCGCAUUACACUUGACGCAAUGUACGAUAUUUUUUGUAAUCACCGAAAUGCGAAAGAUGAACGCGAUGCUAAUAGUAUUACGAUUGUAUACCAGUGUAACACGCACAUGUGACUGCGAUUAAAAGGAUUUUUACGCAUUCCGCAAAGGCGACUACAGCAGAAUCGAGAGCAAGGAUAUGAGCCACCGCUCGGGGCUCGUACUUGUCUCAAACACACGCGCGCACACUGCAGUAUAAAGUUCAAGUAUCUGUAUUUUUCAGUAUCUUCCAAUCGUAGUGGAAAUAGCGUGUUCUCAGCCUCGUUGAUAAAGUAUUAUCAUAUUUCUGUUACGAAUUGUUACGCAUAUACGCGAGCAAGGAUAAUAACUCACACAAAAAAUCGUAGAAUUACUCCGGAAGAUCCUGCGCUUCUCUAUUUAUAAUACUAUUACUACUAAUAAUACUAUUACACUCUGAGAAAAUGUGAUGAGAGUAAUCCGAGUGCAAAUCUAGUGGGUUGUAAUGAUUGAUCUUGGUACUAUAUCGAGGAAACAUCUCAUUCUAUCACGGUAUGCUAGCGACAGUUUAGACAUUUCUCACGCGGGCUUGUACCGACUACUUACUAUUCACGAGCUGUUCACUUGUAAGGCUAUCGACUUGUAGUAGUCACGGUCAGGACUUUCGGGCUCCGAUUCUUGAAGCGGGAAUCAAGCGUCGCGCCUUGCAAGCGAGCGCUUGCCAAGGAAAGAAAGAGAGAGAGAGACCGACCAAUCGAUCACGAGCGGCAAAUCGAGCACUUUUAUACGAUUUAUUAUCGGACGCUUCGUCAUUGCCGAUCGUACAUAUCAUCUCGCAAGGACCAUUGCAUUUCGCGAAGACAUUUUUGAGGAUACUCAAGCAAUAGCACGAAACUUCGAUCAAGGGCUGGACCAGACUUCUUAAUGAUCAAUGAGCUCUAACAAUGUGCGGCACGGAACAUAUUUUUUAAUCGCUAUUUUCGAGAUACACGCCAGCGAGAAGAAGAAGAAGAAGAAGAAGGGAGUUCGGGAUUCAAAUCGAAAUUUAAAUAGAUUUUCGUGCUGUCUCUCCUGAUCGUAGUCACCGCGUAAUCAAUCCGCUCUCUACCCUUGAUUCUGUUUCGAUAGUAGAUACUUAUAACUAGGAUCACGUAUUUUUCUCGGUGCAAGUGCUCCGGCACGACACUCUUCCACAAAUCCGCAGGCGUUUCCGCUAUCGGGGACUUCGUUGCGAUGUUUUUCCAUGGUUGAUCCACUGUCGCAGUUUCCAAUCUAGAAAUUCACAAAUGUAUUCUCGCUUUCUUUAGUCUCAUUUAUUGAAUGCUGUUAUUAUUGUUAUUGAUCCUUCUUAUCGAUACAAAUUUCGUAUAUAAUUCUUGUCAAAUUAUUUUCUAAAUUAAUUCGCCGUUUUUUGAGAGAAUAUAAAUUAAGAAGGAGACUUUGAAUGAAAUAAAAAAUCUUUCUAAUUCUUUUACCUUUUUAUAUUCAUUUGUUAUAUUUAUAUUUCGAAAGUUAAAUCUUUUCAAUCGAGUUUAAACUGAAGCUGUCUAAAAGUCGAGUAUUUUCUUUUGAGCACGUUAUUCGUUACAUGUUUUCAAUGUUCCUUUGAGCACCGUACGAUCACGAGAACGAUAACAAGUGCUCCCUCGAGCAGCAUCCAUAAUUUAUCAGGCGUCCAACGGAGAGAUUCCUGAUAGCGCGAGCCUGUGUAUACACAAUCGAUACAUUCUUGAUCGCGCCGUUGUAACCGCCACUGAUACAAUUUUUGAAAAAUGCACACAGCAACGGUAGUAGCACAAAGAAGAAAAAACUAUCUUUUGAUAACUGCACCAACUGUACGGCGGAUAUUGCUACGGCGUAAUCGCGAUGACCAUCAUAGAAAAUAGUUAUCGUCGAUUAUGGGGCAUGCAUCUCGAUAUGCGAUCAUUCGGGGAUACAGCGUGUUCAGCUUUAGUUUCAUAUAAAAUUCAAUUAAAAGUGUAAAAUCUAUUUUUUCCACUCGUGUGAAGACGAAUAGAAAAAUUAUUGCAUUUCUAAACUCGUUAAAAGACUCGAUAGAAAAAAUGAAGUAGCUCGAUGUUGCGUAAUUUGCAAGUAUCUUCCGUUUCUCUGUAAAAGCAAGAAUUUAACCGUUAUGUUUAUUACGGUUAUUAGAACCGUAUAUGUUUAUAACUUUAUAAAAAUUUAUAAAGAUACUUUUUGCAGAUGUAUGGAUAUUCACACACGCGCCCGGAAUGUUUCGCGGAGAUGACUCUGUCCCGUUCUUGACGGUUUCGCUUCGUUAUAACUUGCGUGCGAUUAAAAUCACGUAGUAGUCCACGUCGACGUACGCGAGAAACAAACGCGACGGCGAAAUACAAAAAGAAAGAGUUGCCUCUCGCAGAAAUAUUUUUUUACCGUCUAGCGACCGUACUCUAAUUCGUUUUAGAUCUGGCUAGAACCUAGACGUAGGUGUGAUCGUAGGCAGGAAGUCGAGGAAGGCUCCGCACCGGAGGCGUUUCAGAAGCAAGGAGCAAGAUCUCUAUUGUCGUGACAAUCCGCAGGAUUGCUCGUACCUUAACCCGUUGGCGAGUCAUUUCAAUUAUGAUUCAAUUAUGAUUCAUUAUUAUUAGCGGCCGUUACAUCUGUGUCUAAUUUGACACAAUCGUCACGCUUAGAUUACAAGUAUUUAAUUUAUAAAAAAUAAUUUAUAAUUUAAUUUAUAAAAAAAUAUUUUCCUAUAACUUCUCGCAAAGGAGAACGUGGUCGUUCAGGACUUUCGUUCGACGUUUUUACGUUCAUCAAGUUCUUCUAUCGAGUUUAUCUAAAAAUUAUUUGAAAAAUAUUUCGCCAUAGGAACAGGAUGAGUACUCUGAUAAAACCUUUACGAUCGUUUAAUACGAAUACGAAUUCGCUGGAAACGGAGUUAAGGUCACGAAGUGAAUAUGACGACGCCAAGAUAAGAGUAAGCGAGAAAUUGGUUGAUCGAAAUCACCCUUUUUUUUGUUAUUUAAUCAUUGGUCGCGCGAAACCCUUGGUUCCACCUGAGCGAGAGCAUUGAAGAAAAGAGCCGGUCAGAGCCCUCCAAAGAGUCGCGUCCCAGGAACGUAUGUAUAACCGCGAGAGAGAGUGCUUAAUCAAUGUGUCAUUAUUGACAUAGCUCCUCCGAAGAACACUGUAAAUAAUUAAGGAUUCACGUCGCGCGAAUGUUGAAGGGAACCGCGAAAAAGAGAGAAAGAAAGAAAACGAAUGCGAGAGUGACGGAUGCGUGCGAGCGCGUGCAAGAGACGGACACAUAUACAGCGAAUGUGUACGAAUAACUGUAUAAAGACUGAUUAGAUUAGCCUUGGUAUUUAUUCGAACCUAAAGAUUAAAUAAACGCUACUGCUUUCCGCGCGCGCCACCCCCAAAAUACUCACGGAGCACGAUGCCAAAGGUAUUUGCCGGCGUGCAUUCUCAUCUGUUUCGUUUGAGCGGCAAGGAUAUCGAUUAAUAUCACUGAUACGCGCUUACUCCCGUCUAUCACGUCCGCGAGAUCAUCUUUCCGUUGCUUUCCCCGAUUUUCCCGUCCGAAGCAAGUAAUUCUCGGCUUUUCGCACCCCUCGCACCCGAUUUCCCGAGGAAUCCGGCCUACCGGGGGCUUCAUCCCCCCGGAACGCUCAUUUUCCCCGCCUGUGCAAACCGUUCGCUUCGCAUCGCUAUUCCGCUCAGCUCCGCGUGUGUGUUUUACAGAUACAGCAGAUCUCGAGAUAAAAAAAAAAAGAGAGAAUGAAGGCUGAUGGUACAUAGGGGUUUGAUGUGCGCUUUGCGUUUCGAACGAGUCCGCGUUUACUCCUCAUGCAUUACACAUACUCCGAAUUUGCUUUCCUUCCGCUUUUCCCUUUCUUUUUUUUUUUAGUAAAUUGACACGUUUUCCGACCAUCGUGCUCGAAUGUGUGUGAACGCAGCGAAGACGGAGGGGAAGAAUGACAUGCGCGAUUAUUAACAGCGACAUUAUUAUCGUCACAACGUAUCAAUAUUAUUCAAUGCAUCGUAUAAACUAGUAAACUAAAUGUAAACUUUGUAUAUUCAUUUACUAAGAGAAUAAUAAAAAUAAAUUAUUCGA
Messenger RNA from Ooceraea biroi (clonal raider ant), 12141 nucleotides. It is a transcript of the gene tinc, whose product is annotated as transmembrane protein tincar. The record is from RefSeq and is a predicted model, not a curated record. Lineage: Eukaryota; Metazoa; Arthropoda; Insecta; Hymenoptera; Formicidae.